This is a messenger RNA of Plasmodium adleri (nom. inval.), 867 nucleotides long. Its product is annotated as Plasmodium exported protein (PHISTa), unknown function. The coding region runs from base 1 to 867 and encodes 288 amino acids. The record is from RefSeq and is a predicted model, not a curated record. The transcript is spliced from 2 exons. Lineage: Eukaryota; Apicomplexa; Aconoidasida; Haemosporida; Plasmodiidae.
AUGAUGAAUAAAAAAAAAUGUAGUAUUCUAACCUUUUAUCAUCCUUCUCAUGCUAAUCUAAAAGGAACAUUACGUUAUAACUCAUUUAAAUUCCUGUGCUUAAGUUUAUAUGUGAUUGGAUUUUACUAUAUUUUUUUGAAUAAUUUUUUAGAAAAUGAAAGCUUAGAAAUAGUUAAAAAUUGUAAUGUAUAUAAACGCAAUUUAGGUGAGGUAGAAAAAGAAAGUAACGGUUCACAAUGGAAAAGAAAUUUGAAAGUUAAAAAUGAAGAUGUAAAUAAAACCAAAUCUAAUGGAAAUAUUAAAAGUAAUGAACAAAAUGUAGAGGAAAAUAAACAUAGUAUUAAUCAUGAUGAUAAGAAUAUUAAUGGGGAAAAAAAAAGCAAUAAUUCAAUAAGUGAUAUAAAUUAUAAUGAUUUGUCAAAGAAUUUAACAGAAAAGGAAUUAUUAGAUGUUUUAAGUUCAUUAAAAGAAUGCCCUCCAACAAAAGAUCUUGGAAAUAUAUGGACGCACACAGUUCGUGUUGCAAAAGAAGGUUUGGGUGAUAUAAAGAAAGAUUUAAAGGAAUCAAUACAAAAUUAUCUAGAUAAUGAUUAUUCUGAUACUACUUCUUGUAUUAAAAAGAAACUUGUAUAUGCCACUAUAUGGGAAGAAAACAUUGCAAGAUUUAAUAGAACUGUAGAACGUGAACAGGAAAAAUAUACUAAUGAUUUUUUUAAUUUAAUUAAAGAUGAAAGUACACUUGAUGAUAUGAGAAAAUUCAUUUAUUCAUUCUUAGAAUUUUUUAAAAUAUUAAAAGAAGAAUUAUAUCAAGACCAUCAAAAGGAAUUAUUUCUAAAAAUUGAAAAAGCUUCGGAGGGUGAAAAUUAA